GCUUGCCUGACACAAUAGAACACCUCUGGGACAUUAUGUUUUGGUCCAUCCGAUGCCUUCAGGGUUGCAGGGGGGCUGGAGCCUGUCCCAGCUGUCAUAGGGCAAGAGGUGGGGUCCCCGCCUGGAGAUGAGGUCACCAGUUUGUCACAGGGCUAAUACAACCGAGUGAGGAAGAUAAAACAAAGUAUGUCCUAACACUCCAACUUUACGUGACAGCUACAAUGCAGCGCAGCUCACAGAGGAAACGACCUGUACCCAACAACAUUCACUGAGGCAAAGGAAACAGAAGCGACAGCAGCGUGGUCAGAUCUCUGAAAUGUGCAACGCUUUACCGGAGUCAUCAUCGCAUUAACCAAUUUGGUCAACACAACCAGUACAGACAGUCAGUGAACCCGACUGUCACCAGCAAGGUAGAAGAGACCAGUCUGAAUGUGAGGUGAAAAGAGAAGACAGGAAGAGAUGAGGAGAGUUCGAAGAAAAGGGGGGAACAAAGAGAAGGUGUUUGGAUGUGAUCUGAUGGAGCACCUAAAUGCCUCUGGUCAAGAGGUUCCACAGGUGUUGCGAUGCUGCAGCGAGUUUGUGGAACACCAUGGGAUUGUUGAUGGGAUCUACAGAUUGUCAGGAGUUUCAUCCAACAUACAGAAACUCAGGGGUGAGUUUGAGAAUGACGGGACUCCUGACCUGAAUAAGGACGUGUACCUGCAGGACAUCCACUGUGUCAGCUCUCUGUGUAAAGCUUAUUUCAGAGAGCUGCCCAACCCUCUGCUCACAUAUCAGCUGUAUGACAAAUUUGCUGAGGCUGUGGGCAUCCAGCUGGAGGAGGAAAGGCUGGUAAAGAUUGGAGAUGUCCUGAAAGACCUAGCACCACCACAUUACAGGACUCUGGAGUUUCUCAUGCGUCAUCUUGUCAGAAUGGCCUCGUAUUCAUCAGAGACCAACAUGCACGCCAGGAAUCUGGCCAUCGUCUGGGCUCCCAAUCUGCUCAGGUCAAAAGACAUUGAAGCAACAGGAUUCAACGGUACUGCAGCCUUCAUGGAGGUCAGGGUCCAGUCCAUCGUGGUGGAGUUCAUUCUCACACAUGUCCCUCAGCUGUUUCCCGACCCAGAUCUAUCAAAAGAGAGAAGGAAGUCCCUCCCCUCCCCGUCAGCAUUUCCCAAGCAGGACGACAUGUUAUUAACACCUGUUCCCACUGCAGCUGCUAGCUACGGGAACAUCAGUCCAGGGGAUGGUCCUCUUCCCAUAAGACCUUACCACGCAAUCAUUGAAGGCACAGACAAGAGGAAAGGAUCCCUUAAAGGCAGGAAAUGGAUGUCCAUCUUCAACAUUGGAGGGCGAUUCCCCGACCCACGGCGAAGACACAAACCCUCAGCCAAAGUUUCAGAGAAAGAAAGGCCUGCUUUGAGACCUGCAAGAAGCAUGGACUCCCUCAGCAGCCCGUCCUAUCCAAAUGAAGGUACCAGGCGUUCUGGCCAACGCCCUCCUUCCACCAACAUGUCUCCCCUCGUCACUGCCACCCCUCAGCCUGGCUCUGACGUCACAGUAUCUGCAGGUGCACUAGGUGGCAGUGAAUAUGCUGUGACCUACCGCAGGGGAACGGGGCUAGUAAGUGGGAGUGCAGGCGUACAGGGUACCUACACAGCUCUUGAUCCAGAAGGUUUGGGGUUAGCAAGCAAUGAUACUGUCCAGUCCAGAUCUCCAGGAAUCUCCUCUAAAGCUGGUCGAAGAGCAGCCAUGCACAUCACAGGACCCACCAUAGUUACUGUGCCACUACAUAUCACCUCUAAUCUGGCAUUGGGGGUUCUUCAAAGGGGUGGGGCUGACAGGAUCAUACACCGUGGCAGAGAUAAAAACGGAGGAGACAAGGUGGAAAGUAAGGUGGGAGCAGAAAAGGCAAAAGGAGUAAUGGAAUGGAAUAUGGAAGAAAACAAAAAGGUGGAGGAGGAAGAGAAAAGUCACAAGGAGAAAAGCAGUGAAGAAGAUGUGGACAUGGCAGAGAAUACAGUAGCAACAGGUGGUGCUGAGGAUAAAACAGGAGAAGCAGAAGAGGAAGGGGGCAAGUAUGAGAGAAAACAAGCCAAAAGCCAAACCUCCAACUCAGAAGAAGAUCCCAAAGUAGACGCCAAUGAUGCUGAACAAGCUGUUGAAGAAAAUGACUACAUGGAUAUGAAAGGGGGUGAGCAGGAUUCGCUUCAGCCAGAGGGGACUGAGCAUGAAGAUAAUGGCGAGGUAGAUGAUUCUGAAAUCCUCACCUCAACAGAGGUGGGAGGAGACAACCAGAAUAUGUCCGGAUACAUUCAAGACAACUUUGAAUUCCUGGACCAAAUGGACUGCAGCGCCCCCGACCAUAUCGACUGCAGUGUUUCUUAUCAGGUGAACGAAUUCUCUGUUGAACCUCCUGGCCACUCAGAUGAUGAGUAUGAAGCAAUGGCACAAGCUCAGUCUACUCCUUGUCCUGCAGAGCCACAGUCACGCCUGCAUCCAGGCCCUCAAACACACACCCAAAAUCAGAGCGAGUCAAAUCCACACAGACCGCUCAGCCUCGACUUGCACAGUCGACACACAAAAUCUCUCAGCCUACCUUACAUGACCUCACCUGUCCACGGACCGGAGGAGUCUUUCUCUGAUGACGAGGUUACAGGGGACGAGAGUGAUGGUAACGAAUACAGUAGUGAGGAAGAUGAGAGCAUGUUUGUUAAAAGCCUUCCAUCGGAUUUCUUUUUGAACACAAUCUCCGGGUUUGAACUAGAAACUGAUGAGAAAGAAAGUUCCACUCACGAUAGAGUUCCUGUACAUCACACACAGAGCUCUGAAGAAAGAGACUGCCACCCACCGAAAAAUGAACAUUCAGCAUGUACAGAAACAGCUGCAGGAGAACAGGAGCAGGUAGAAGUGAAAGACAGAGAAGAUACAAAUGGACUGGAAGAAAACGAGACAAUAGAAGAACAAGAUGAAGAUAAAGUCCACCAGGGAGGAGAGCAGCAGGAAAACGAUACGCAGAGCGGAGCAACAGAGGAACACCUGAGCAUUAUGGAAGAUGCUCAAAGUGAAAAAUCUCUCACUUCCGAGAUCUCAACAACCUGCUGUGUAGAGUUUCCACUGCCAGCCAGUGAGGACACUGAUGAAUCAUGCACUGUGGCUAGUGUGAGCAGAAGCUGUGAUGGAGAAAAUGCAACAGAGAUAGACCGUGAGGAGGGGGAGGACGGCAUGAUAUGCAAUGAAAUGGAGGAUAUGUGUCAAGAAAGUGACGAAAACACGAGAGAAGAACCCUUGGAAGGAAAAGCUGACAUAAAACCUGACAGUAGCACAGAGCAGGACACUGCAAUUUGUGGGACACACAAUGACAUUUGGAAAGAACUCGAGGACAUUGUAUCUGAAGUGAUAGAAGAUGAGGAAAAGAUGCAGUCUGAGAGGGAGAGUGUUGCGGCACAAGCAGAUAUGGUAAAAGAUGAACAGGAUGAAGAGCUAGCAGCAAAGGUUUCUGAGGAGAAAAUGAUGGAAGUCGACAAAGAAGAGGCAAAGAAGAUAGAAGUUAGGAUAGAGGUAGAGGAGGAACCAAUGGAGAUGGCCGAAGGAGAGCAGACAAGUUUAGAAAUUCAACAAGAGUUUAAGGAUGAUGAGACCCAGAGAGCAACUCAUGAGAAGAUGGCCAGCCAAGAAGAAGCUCAGGAACAUGACGGAGGUGAAGUGCUUUCAGAGAGCACAGAACAGAGAGUUGAUGAGCAACUUAAAACAGCACCAAGCGAAGAUAAACAGUUCAAAGAGGUCGGAUCUGACAUGAAAGAGAGCAGAGAGAAUGAAAAAAGUGACAACACCAUACCAGGUGUCGAAAGUAAGCUUAUCUCCUCGCAACCUAAAAUUUACCAAGUUAAAGCUGUGCCGGUGGUGCCUCCAAAGCCGCAGCACUGCAGAAUCACCGCCCUGACCAUCCGACAGCAGCAGCAGCAGCAGCAAAGAGAGAGAAGAGACGCCGACAGAGGGAGGGACAACACGCUGAGAGUCCCAGCAGAGCAGGACAAAAUUUGCACGGGUGAAACUGUCAAGGAUGGAGACCUGAACGACGAGAGCACUGAGAUAAAAGAGAGGCCCAAACUCAGGGGAGACAGCUGGGAGAGGGAGAGGAGGAGGGACAGGGCUGAAGCCAGAAACAGUCCCCUCAGCAUGUGUUUUGAUGAGGCCGUCGCCAUUGCAACCAUGAGGCGAGAAAAAGAGAGGGUGAGAGAAGGCGAUGGAGAGGUGGAGGGGCUGGGGAAGUGAAGUGAAGUGAAGUACAGAGUUAAGCUGUGCAAACUGAUUUUCCAAACUGUAUAUUAUCGUAGAGUACAACAACAGAUUAAUUUUUUGUAGCAUAAAUGUGACAUGCAGCCAGAGAGUUAAGGGUUAUUACAUAAAUAUUACAGGAAGGAAGAUUUUCCCCCUUCAUUAAACAGAUCAGAAUAGAAAGCAGAGAUGAUACAAAGGGAGAGAGGUGGCUUUACGUGGUCAAAAUCUUAAAUCUUUAUAGUGUCUGGGUGGGCCAGGAAGUUAAUAAAGAUCUACCAUUAUGGUCCCUGAUGUUAAGAUUUAAAAAAAAACUGAAAUAGAAAGUAAACACUGAUGUGAUAUAAAAGGUGAACUGCUGUUCUUGAGUAAUCUACUAUUUUUAGUUUACAGCUUCAACGGUUUGGGUUAUUAGAUGUUAGAUUCAACUCAUUGUCAUUGUGCACACAAGGCACAUAACGAAAUGAGCGUUCCAGAUCCCUCAUCCAGAGACCAGCAUCUGCGGUCAUGCAGCCAGAGACCGGUGCUCCCGUUAAACAGAUAAAUGUGGUUCAAGUAUCUAGCCCAAGAACACAAGAAUGGAGUCCAAGCUAUUUUGCAUU
Messenger RNA from Archocentrus centrarchus (flier cichlid), 4859 nucleotides. It is a transcript of the gene arhgap30, whose product is annotated as rho GTPase-activating protein 30. Gene Ontology annotation, molecular function: GTPase activator activity. Lineage: Eukaryota; Metazoa; Chordata; Actinopteri; Cichliformes; Cichlidae. The record is from RefSeq and is a predicted model, not a curated record. Bases 460 to 4254 code for a protein of 1264 amino acids. The transcript is spliced from 15 exons. Gene Ontology annotation, biological process: small GTPase-mediated signal transduction.